Messenger RNA from Wasmannia auropunctata (little fire ant), 2079 nucleotides. RefSeq names its product phosphatidylserine synthase 1 (gene l(3)77CDf). The transcript has 6 exons. Bases 204 to 1616 code for a protein of 470 amino acids. The record is from RefSeq and is a predicted model, not a curated record. Gene Ontology annotation, molecular function: L-serine-phosphatidylethanolamine phosphatidyltransferase activity. Lineage: Eukaryota; Metazoa; Arthropoda; Insecta; Hymenoptera; Formicidae. Gene Ontology annotation, biological process: phosphatidylserine biosynthetic process.
CGCGAGUCGGAUCGCGUCCGGUCGCAGGCGUGCGUGUGAAUCCGGUGAAUCACGCAUCGCGCGUGUGGACUUGUAGAGUGCGGACUGGCGCGUAGGACUGGAGUAGGGCGGACGAAGUGCGGCGCGAGGAACCACCGCGUGUCCGUUUUUGCCAAUGGUGGAACGAGACUGAGAACGAGGCAGGCAACAAUCGUGCGGGAAGGAUGCCGACAGCGAUGCACGAGGGUGACCAUGCUAGGGCGGCCGCCGCCGCCGCCGCCGCCGCCGUCGCCAACACCGUCGUCGACCAUGCCGAGGAGCACAGGCUGCGCACCGGGACCGACAGCUUCCCGAGCAUCAACGAGAGGCCGGUCGACGACAUCUCCCUCGAGUUCUUCUACAAACCGCACACGAUCACCCUGCUGCUCAUCUCCAUCGGCGCCGUUAUAUACUCGGUGUUCACCAGAAAUACCACCAAUGUGGAGGACAACAUGUGGGCGGGCAUGUUGUGCGUCGUCUUCUUCUUCCUCAUCGUAUCUGUCUUGACAUUCCCCAACGGUCCGUUCACGAGGCCCCAUCCCGUGGUGUGGCGGAUAGUAUUCGGCUGCAGCGUCCUCUAUCUGAUGGGCCUGCUGUUUCUGCUGUUCCAAAAUUACGAGACGGUCAGGAGGAUCCUGGUGUGGGUGGAUCCAGGCUUAGCUUCCUUCCACAUCGACAUGGACAAGGAGUACGGCGUCAACUGCUCGGACGUCACCGUGGAGAAGAUCUGGAAUCACCUGGACGUGUUCGCACUGGCCCACUUCCUCGGCUGGGCCUUCAAGGCCAUUCUGAUACGCCACCUCGGUAUCCUCUGGGCCAUCAGCAUCAUGUGGGAGGUGACGGAGAUUGCCUUUGCUCAUUUGUUGCCCAACUUUAUCGAGUGCUGGUGGGACGCGUUGAUUCUGGACGUUCUAGUGUGCAAUGGACUUGGUAUUUGGGUCGGCCUGAAGAUUUGCUCCAUAUUGGAGAUGAGGGAAUACAAGUGGGUCAGCAUUCGUGACAUCGAGAGCACCACUGGGAAGCUGAAGAGAGCAAUGUUGCAGUUUACUCCUGGCAGUUGGACAUCUGUCAGAUGGCUGGAUCCAACUUGCACGCACAUGCGACUGGUCGCUCUGUGCCAGCUAGUGAUAUUCUGGCAGGUCUCCGAGCUAAAUACGUUCUUCUUGAAGCACGUCUACGAGUUUCCGCCAUCCCAUCCGUUCGUCGUGGCCAGAUUAGUAUUGAUCGGCGUCAUAGUCGCGCCGUCCGUUAGGCAGUAUUACAUGUACGUGACUGAUCCGACGUGUAGUCGAGUGGGAACUCAAUGUUGGGUUUACGGAGCAAUCAUGGUGACAGAAGCUUUGCUGUGUAUACGCCAUGGCGCGGCCCUGUUUGAGCGCACUCAGGCUCUCAAUAUCCUCCUCUGGCUGCUAUGCCAGUCUCUAGUCUCCGUUCUCUGCGUCUACGGCUGCGUUUUGUGGCAUCAGUACUUUGAGACGGGAAAGAAAGCCACUAUAAGACGGUCUGUCUCCCAUUUGAACAAGUUUGACACGGAUGUAAGCGGGAAUAUGGCUCGUCGUACGAAAUCCGUGGAAGAGUUGGAUAAGAAGAAACUGUGAGAGAAAAAGUGAAGAGAACCGUUUGAUGGUGAACUGUGGACACUAAUUAUACUUUCUAGUCGAAUAGGGCAGUCGCGCGUAAGAGUGGGAUGGAUGAUGACGCGUGUGUGCGAUUGUUUUGAUUGACGUGGUAUGAGUGACCUCCAAAGCUGUUAUUACUUUUGUUCCUCAGAGUGAAUGGAGAGCGUUGUUAUUACCGGAACCGCGGACGCUCCAAUUUAGCGUACGGUCAAAGUUCGAUGUGAAUUCCGCGUAAGAGCUGUUUACCGAUUGCGUAUUCGUUCAGCAAUUACGUUGUUCGCGCUCUAUUUUCUCUCUAACGUUAGCUUAUAAUGUUAAUUGUGACGUUACCUCGCAAACGACACGCUUGCGGCAACGUGUUCAUCGCUUUUAAAACUUUUAAGACACACGUUUCUAUUGUACGUGAAAUGAGAAUCUCUUUAUACAUUGAGGAAUACAGAAG